UCUUAAGAGUCAUAGUGUCCACCAGGAAGUGAAAAGGUUUACAAUCUUUGAUUUUGUAAAAAAAAAAAAAAAGGUAUAACAGUUUGUUUUGGAUUAUGACUAACACGUCAUAACCCGAGCAUACAUCGUUGUUGAUUUGCCCUUCUCAACAUGUAUAGCGGACUUUUACCGAAAGGUCUGACCGAUGCAGAAAUUAGUUCAGAUGAUGAAGACGACCAAGGUGUUGCAAAUCAAGAAAUAGCCGCCGCUAACGUUCCAGGUCCUGCAGUUGGACUUUCGCGUGGUCUUAAGCAAAAUUGUGUUACACUUGGAGACACAAGUUAUUCUUGUAUCCAGCCCUUCAUAGAAAAUGACCUGUGUUUGGACUCCUUACCCGGGAUUUCCGAUGAGAAUUGGCAAGAAUGUGAAGUGUUGCACCACCUUUCAAAAAAAUUUAAAGAGCAACAGAAGAACAAAUGUGAGAUCAACACAAUGAAGCUCCCCCAAAAAAGACAGAGAAAAGGACGAUAUAAGAAAGAUGAAAAAUCAGCAACUAAGAACAUGGUAUCAAACAAUGAAAGCAGAGAACCUCAAGCGGAGCAUGAAAGGCAUUGGGAUGGGCUUACGCAGUACUUUGGCAUCAAUGAUAGAUUUCAACCCCCUGCCUGUAGCAAGCCUGCUCCCAAGUCCAGCCUAGAAAAGAGCAUAGAGAGCGCCAUCGCUGAAGGGGACUUUGGGAAGGCGGAGGAGAUGAGCGACAGACUCGCCACUCGAGAGUUGGCUGUGAAAAUCGCGCAAGCCACCGAUUGCCGUGACUUUGUGCAAAGCAAACAGGAAGUGGAGGCUUCGCGGGCAGCCCAGAAAAGGAAGAAACAAAUCGCUUGGGGGUUUGAAGCCAAGCAAAGAUGGGAAACCAAAAGCAACAUGGGCUAUAUGUGACUUUGUCUUCACUGAAGAGAAAGAAAAUGAAGAUUUGUGUAUUUUCUCAGUUAAUUUAAUGACGUUUGUGUUAACAUUUUUCUUUUGCAUAUUAUGUUUUCUUCACGUUUGUACCAUCAUGUUUGUGAAAUUGUCAAGAUACUGUACACAACUAACAAUAAAACAUCUGUAAAAAAAAAAAAAAAAUGAAUUUAUGGAAUGUUCAAAUAAAUUCUGAGCACUCCAUGGUGGCAGCUUUAUGUGCUGUUUUCAUUACAUAUCUCUGAUUAUUUUCUUUUAGCAUUUCGGUGGGAUUUUUUCCCCUUCAAAUUAAAUCUGGUGUACAUUA
Molecule: messenger RNA, 1246 nt
Organism: Oncorhynchus keta (chum salmon)
Lineage: Eukaryota; Metazoa; Chordata; Actinopteri; Salmoniformes; Salmonidae
Product: protein FAM204A-like
Exons: 7
Coding region: 151-918 (255 amino acids)
Source: RefSeq, a predicted model, not a curated record